This is a messenger RNA of Podarcis raffonei (Aeolian wall lizard), 1543 nucleotides long. RefSeq lists its product as uncharacterized. NCBI's taxonomy places the organism in Eukaryota, Metazoa, Chordata, Lepidosauria, Squamata, Lacertidae. The transcript has 4 exons. The record is from RefSeq and is a predicted model, not a curated record. Bases 420 to 1373 code for a protein of 317 amino acids.
UUCAGCUCUCAUGGUCUCUUAUUCCUUUGCCCCUAGAGUAUUCAGAUAAUGCUCCAGUUUUCUCUCCCAUUUCCUAGAAAGGUUUUCUAGUGAGAGGAGAUGCAAUAAAAAGAAAAACUGGAGAAAUCUGGUUUGGAAAUGCUCUGACCCAACUGGAAGAAAGGAUUUAGCCCCAGAUGAAAGGCUGUUUUAUUACGCUUUACUGUCUAUAAUUUUCUCGCUGCCCAACGCCACCGGAUGAGCUCCCUUAUCACUAGGCAGAAGCACCUCCAUUUUAAUGGAAACACUCCUUGGUGUCACUGGAUACCAGGCGACCUCCUUCCCAUAAAACCAUCCCGUUUGUCUUGUUCCCAUAAAACCAUGCGAUCGCUGGCACUCCUGCCUCGGGCAGCCGGUGAAGCCGCUAAGGAGCAGCUACAAUGGAGCCGGUUCUAUCUGCCCCCUGGAAGAUUAUCUUCCCAGCAAUCCUGUGCCUUGCAGAAACCGCACCCACAGGUCCCAUUAUCACCGAAGGAACCACUGCAGAAAUGAAGAUAUCACUCAGCAUAAGUGGUGAUACCGUCACUACGGUACACUGCGCUUUGCCAUUUGCAACAGCUGUGGAUGUUGCCUUAAUGGCAGCCCACAUCUCUCAAGGAUGUACAGUCAUAUUGACUCUAAAUGUCACAGCUCAUGGGGAAAACACAGUUGUUACUGCUGGAGGAAGUACCACCACCACCGUCAGAGGAAUUACUAGAGCCACCACUGGAGAAGUCGGCAACAAUGCAGUCGGCGGUGAACUUGAAGGCCCCAUUUUGGGAUGUGCUGCCCACACAACCACCCCUGACGUCUCCUCUACGGCUUUGGAAGGUUCCUCUGAAAGCACCUCUCCCAGCGUCAACAGCGCUGCUUCUACAACCCCCCCAUCUGCUCCCUAUGCAACUUCUCUGGGUCCUGAGAGUGUUGCUACAGCAACCCAAACUGGAGCUGGGUUGGAUGUUCCAGGAAGUGACAUCAGCUUCUUGGGGGAAGGCUCCCCUGGCCAGGAAAAUUUUGCCUCGACAGAAAACCCUGAGGAUCUGACCUUCCCUUCGAUAGAGAAUUUUACUGGCACCGUUGCUGUGAAAACUAACACCCCGCAGCAGGAAGAGACCACCAUCCCACCUGUAAAUGCCUCUCCCACUCUUAGAAAGCCCACGGUCCAUGCAGAAGAGAACACCACAUGCGCUCCCAACUGUGGUGCUUUCCCAGGAUGGGCCACAGUCCUCCUAUGCCUGACGAUGUCAUUCUUCAUUUUCAUGCUGGUUGGCUUCCUGUUUUUGUUUCCAUACUGGACAAAGGUUGCACACCCCACCGCUGUGUCGUGCAGCUCAGCCCAUCGAAUGUCAACUUAGCAGUUUCCCAGAAAGAGAGAGAGAGAGAGGGAGACUUCGCUGAAAUGUCAAAAUGAGUCGGCUGUGUAGCUGCUUUUCUAGAUGACGGGGUUUUUCUUUCUUUCUGUUUUGCGGCUUCGAUAUGUUUGCUUUUGAAAUAAAAAUCCCAGACAGUGGACAGUUUUCACCCA